UACAAUCAUCAGCUGAUAGCGGAGGAGAAGGCAGAGGCGGCUCUCUCUUUCCGUUCUUUUUCCACCUCAUUUACGAAACGACACGUAGAAAUCCAUUUUUGGUUGGCUGAACAUGAUAUCGAAGAGUCUAUCUUCAGCCAUGAUAACAAAGCAGUUAUCAUGGCAGACCUUUCCUUCUCUGGUAAGAUGGAUGUCAGCAGUUGCUCGCCCUUUUCCUGCAAUCCAAGAUCCCCUAGACCUUUCCUGCCCACAGCUUGCUGAAAGCAGGCGUAGGGCUGAAGAGCAGCUGGCACAGUUAGAGCAACUAAACAAAAUAGCUCUAGGUGGAGGUGGAGAAAAGGGAAUUGCUCUUCAUGUCAAGAGAAAUCGUAAAAUGCUAGUCAGAGACAAGUUAAAACUUCUGUUAGAUGAUGAUGCAGACUUUUUAGAACUCUCACUUUUGGCCGGGCUUGGUAUGGAGUAUGGAGAUGUACCAGCUGCUGGAGUCAUCUGUGGUAUUGGCAAAGUGCAUGGGAGAUACUGUGUUGUAGGAGCUAGUGAUGGCACAGUCAAGAGUGGAACCUUCUACCCAAUCACUGUCACCAAAAACCUUCGGACCCAGAAUAUUGGUGCUAUGAACCGUCUGCCUUGCAUUUAUCUUGUAGAUUCAGCUGGUGGAUUUCUUCCACUUCAGUCAGAUCUGUUUGCGGACAAGAACCAUGGUGGCCGUGGCUUCUACAAUCCAGCUGUAAUGUCAGCAGCUGGCAUACCACAGCUGGCAUUGGUGUGUGGAUCUUGCACAGCUGGAGGGGCAUACCAGCCCUCCAUGUGUGAGGAUGCUGCCAUUGUCACCAGGAUAGGCACCAUUUUCCUUGGAGGACCCCCCCUCGUCAAGGCAGCUACUGGGGAGGAGAUAUCAGCAGAGGACUUGGGAGGUGCUCAAGUACACUGCAGUGUGAGUGGAGUGACUGACUACUUUGCCACAACUGAAGAAGAAGGUUUCGAAAUCCUCCGAGACACGGUUGCCACUCUCAAUAUUCCUCCUCUGUCUCCUGUCUCUCCAGAGUCUGAGGAGCCAGGCUUGAAUCCAGAUGAUCUUAAUGCCCUGUGUUCCCUUGAAGUAAUUGACCGUAGUAAGAUGUAUGCAGUGAUUGGAAGGGUUGUUGAUGGAGGGAGAUUCCGAGAGUUCAAGCAGCAGUACGGCAAGAACCUCACCACAGGAUAUGCGUUCAUUGAAGGGAAAUGUGUAGGCAUAGUUGGUAAUGCUGGACCUCUGACAUACCAAGAUGGUUUGAAAGGCUCACACUUUAUGCAAAUCUGUCAGCAAAGACACCUUCCCAUUGUAUUCUUACAGAACUCUGGUCCGCUCAAAUCACACCAGGCACAGAUGGCAAGCAUGAGUGUAGAGGAAAUCAACCAAGCUAUGAAGGGAAGAGCAGCAAUGAUGGCUGCUGUGUCCUGCGUCACUGUCCCGAAGAUUACCAUUAAUGUCGGAAACUGUCAUGGAGAUGAUAAUUACACAAUGUGUGGACCAUCCUUCUCUCCAAAUUUCAUCUUCUCAUGGCCCGGGACUGUGGUCACACACACUCUCAACCCCCCACCCAUGCCACCACAACCCAAGCCAGCUUCGACAGAUGGGGAAAAGAAGGAGUCAUCAAAGAAAAGGAAACCUCUCUCAGCCUUCAAUUUCCCAAUGGGCAGUGCCUUUCACCAAGCAUCUCGUUCAGUCAUUGAUGGUAUAAUUGUUCCUGCAGAGACAAGGCAGGUUGUGGCCAAGUGUUUACGAAUUUGCUGUCAGCAGGAGAAGAUGAUCAACAACUCCAAAGAUUUUCCAGUAUUUAGAUUAUAAGAAAAUUGUGAUUGUAGUCUCCUUUCUUCUCAAAGAAUUUAUGUCAAUAAAUUUCCUUGCUAGUUACUUAUUUUUUUAGCACAGAGACUAUGCAUGUGUUAUAAGACGGUUGGCAUUACUCAACGCUUUGCUUAUGUGUUUAGUCUACACACCAUCCACAGUCAAGCUGAAAUCAAAGAAAGGGUUAAAAGAUUUUCAUGUAUAUGGUAAGAGGAGAGCCAUGAAAAUAUGUUUCUUUUAGGAGCUGGAAAAGGACAGAAUAUUAUGGUUUACAUUGUACAUUUAAGAAAUAAUUUAAUAACAGGACUAAUUUUAAGUAUUCCAACUCCUAUUUUUUCAUUGCUUCAUACAAGAUGAAAUUGAAUGGCAUAGCCUAUUAUUAUAUGCAAGAUAAAUUAAUAAAUUGUAAAAAACUAUUUCACAGAGGAACUGAUUUUCUCGUUAGUCCAGAUAUGUUCUUAAGAAUUGAUGAAAUAUUUAUAUUUUGAAGAGAAAUAUAGCUAUAACAUAUUGUGCUGAAUAUACAUCAUUUCAUUUUGUCUGUGUUUAUGAUUAGUAAUGAGCAUUUCAAAACAGGAUAUUGUUCCAUUUCAUGAAAAAAGUUAAUUAUUCCAUCCAUUCAAAAGUCGUUGGUAGAAGCAUGUUCUGCAUUAAAUUGAAAGAUAAUUUUAGGCAACAUAAUGUCUGUAUUUCUAUCAGUAUUUUUUUAAAUGUUGGUGUCUAUUAGAUAUUCAUAUAGAUUUUAUAAAAACAGUUUAGCGACUUUGUCAUUGUGAUGAAACUGGAAGUGUUAGCUUCUAAGAUCUCAGGUAGAUGAUUACAUUUUAUUAAUCUUUGUUUUUGCUGUGCCUUGGUAAUUAAUUCACAAUGAAAUGUUAAAGUUUUGUGGAUCUUUUAAAUGCUUUAGAAAGAACAUCACUGAUGACCACAGAAAAGUUAGCAGAAUCCGUAAGAGUUUCUGAUAAAUUAUGUGCCUUAGAAAAGAUAGUUGAAAGAAUUAAAAGCUAAUAAUGUUCAAUAAAUCAACAACUUAUUCCAUUGUGUCUCAAAUGAAAGAACAAGGGGAAGAUAAAGGUUUCAUCAAUAGGUGAGGUCAUGAGAAAGUGAGAGGUAGUGUCCAGGCUUUAUUGGAUAUUUUCUUAGUUUCCUUAGACCCUGUCCUUUUUCUUUUUUUGUUUUAUUUUUGUAACAUUUUUAUUACUUGAUUUUUUUUCCUUUUUUUUCAUCUUUGCUUCUUUGGUUUUCCUUGUUAUCUUUUUUUCUCUUUAUUAUUUUCUUGUUUCUCAUUCAUCAGAUCCUAUUGUCAAGUUAUGAAUUUUAAUCAUGUCUAGGAUUUGUGAAAUGGAGGAAUAAUUGCAGCUUAACUUAAAUAUUACUGUAAAUUCAGAAGACAGCCUUUGGUGCAUUAAAAAAAAACUUUACCCCCUACACACAGGUUUAUUUAAAAUGCAUAGUGUUAGACAAUUAGUAUUAUGAUACCAGUGAAUCGGCUGUGACAAAAGAAAAUAUAGUAUACCUAAUUUUAGUGUAAAUGCUCAUGGUUUAUUAGACAGUCUUUAUUGUAGGGAAUUGUGUGUAAGAUUUUAUAGAAAAAAUACAAUACAAAUUUCAGGCAAUGCAAUUAAUAAGUACAAGUAAACUGAUAUGGUGCUACAUGUUUUGGAACUUUCAUAAGAUAGGUUUGUUUUGUCUUAUAUAGUCAUCUUUUUUUGACUACUGUUGAGUUUGAAUUGAAGUAGAAUUUGUAUAUUGGGUUUGGGUACCAAAGUGUUUGUAUAUGGUGGAAUACUAUUCUGUAAUAUGGAAAUAAAGAAUAGCUCCACGUGAAUAUUUUUAGACUACUCUUUUUGGAUAAUAAUUAGUAAUAAAGAUAAAAUCUU
Messenger RNA from Penaeus monodon (black tiger shrimp), 3708 nucleotides. RefSeq names its product probable methylcrotonoyl-CoA carboxylase beta chain, mitochondrial. Gene Ontology annotation, cellular component: mitochondrion; methylcrotonoyl-CoA carboxylase complex. Lineage: Eukaryota; Metazoa; Arthropoda; Malacostraca; Decapoda; Penaeidae. Gene Ontology annotation, molecular function: methylcrotonoyl-CoA carboxylase activity. Gene Ontology annotation, biological process: L-leucine catabolic process. The record is from RefSeq and is a predicted model, not a curated record.